AUGAGGCCUUCCGUACUGUGCUCGACCCACCAACUCUGGGUGUCGCAAGCCAGGAAGUUGAUAGUCGACCUCCGCGGCCCAUGUCGCCUCGUCGCGGCGCCGAGCGGCUACCUCGGGCACGAUCAUGUCCAUGGCGCGAUUCUGUUCCUCGACGGCCAAGAGGAGCUUGCCCAAUACCUCAGGGGCGGUACCAGGGUGAAGCCGGUUUCGAAACUGCGCAGACGACGCGCGUAUCGCGGCCAUGGUGCAGCUCAGGGAGAAGUCGUCUUCCGAGCGGUAGACGUGCAGCUGUUGGAUAUCCACGUCGCCACCAGCGUUGCGAAUUUCGCGGGUGACGUGGUAUGGAGGACGGAGGUUGACAACAUCGCAGAUGCCAUUAAUGUUGAAGGAUUAGGGGCUACAGGCCAAGUUAGCUAG
This is a messenger RNA of Anthostomella pinea, 417 nucleotides long. The record is from the annotation of a GenBank genome assembly. NCBI's taxonomy places the organism in Eukaryota, Fungi, Ascomycota, Sordariomycetes, Xylariales, Xylariaceae.